ACAUCAGGUUGGCUCUGAGGAAGCCUUUAAUACCUUCUCCGCCCCCGUCUUGAAGCGUCAGAGCACCAGCUCUCCAGGGGCCAGUACGCGCGGCGCGCUCCUCUCUUUCCAAACAAACUUUACGCACGGACAUGUUCCCGUGGAUUCCGCUGCAUUCCGCUGAGCUGCCGUGUUCCACAGAUCUUUGAAGCCGACUGGAAUCAGUCCCGCACGUGCUUGACUUGUUCUGAACACUUUUGUCACUUUUCCCUUCUUGGUGUGACUCGCCUCCUUCCAGCAGGCAGAUGCAGUAAAUGUGAAAAAUGAACGGUGUGUUCCUGAAGUGCCUCGUCCUGGCGCUGUGCGUCAGCGCGCACAGGUUCUUGGCAGCACAGGCGCAACAGGAUGACGGAUCCGGGGAGAGUGCCUCGACCCUGGCUUUUGUGUUCGACGUUACCGGCUCCAUGUACGACGAUCUGAAACAGGUGAUCGAUGGCGCCUCACGGAUCCUGGAGAAGACCCUCAGCCGGAGGACCAGACCUAUCAAAAACUUUGUUCUGGUCCCCUUCCACGACCCAGAUAUCGGCCCGGUAUCCAUCACCACUGACCCCAGAAAGUUCCAACAGGACCUACAAGAGUUGUUUGUUCAGGGUGGAGGUGACUGUCCUGAGAUGAGCAUUGGAGCCAUAAAAAAAGCUUUGGAGGUCUCUCUGCCUGGAUCCUUCAUCUACGUUUUUACUGACGCCAGGGCCAAAGACUACCGCCUCAAAAGAGACGUUCUGCAACUGGUGCAGCUCCGUCAGUCACAGGUGGUGUUUGUGCUGACUGGCGACUGCGGGGACCGCUCUCAGCCCGGAUACAGAGCCUACGAGGAGAUUGCCGCCACCUCCUCUGGACAGAUCUUUCACCUGGACAAGCAGCAGGUCAAUGAGGUUUUAAAAUGGGUAGAAGAAACAGUUCAGGCCAUGAAGGUUCACCUAUUGUCACUUAACCAUGACAAUGCCCAGGAGAACAAAUGGGAAGUGCCCUUUGACCCCAGCCUCAGAGAGGUCACUGUCUCACUCAGUGGUCCAGCUCCACAAAUCGAGCUCAGCGAUGCUUUUGGUCGUAUAGUUGGCGAGGAGCAGGGGCUUCAAGAGCUCUUGAACAUCCCCAACUCUGCUCGUGUUAUCAACCUGAAGUUUCCGAUACCCGGAGCCUGGAACCUUAAGGUGAGCUGCAGUGGUCGCCAUACCCUCAGAGUAACAGGUGUGAGCAGCUUAGACUUCCGGGCUGGGUUUUCAAGUGUACCUGUUUUGGAGUUCAACCACACCAGGGAGAGGCCGAUUAAAGGAAUUCCAGCCCAUGUUUUGUUAAAGUGUACAGGCCUGAAGCCUCCUGGUCAUCUUACCCACGUCGAGCUGAUGUCAGGUUCAGGCCGGUCCUUACGAAAUAUUCCUGUGCCUCUGCCCUCUGAUCUCGGCAAACAAGGACUGUGGAGUCUCCCGGAGUUCCGCACUCCUUCGCAGAGCUUCUUCAUCAAAGUGAUGGGCAAAGACGAGGAAGGCUACCGUUUCCAGAGACUGUCCAGUGUCUCCUACACCAACAUUGUUCCAGAUCCCCCGGCUGUGAGCACGGCUGUUGCAGUGAAGGGCUUUUACAUGCAGCCCGUUGUGAUUAGCUGCUCCGUGGAGAGUGAGAUUCCCUACAGAUUGAGAUUCACCAGAAGCGGGAUUCUGCUCGGAGAGGAAAAGAUCUUUCAGAAUUCUGCGAUAGCAUCAUGGGAGAUUUCCCACGCUUCGGCCGAAGACGAAGGCCUAUACGAGUGCAUCGCACAAAGCAGUGCAGGGCAGGGACGGGCCUUGACAGAGCUGACCAUUAAAGAGCCUCCUCCUCUCCUGAAGCCACCUGUGAAUGUGACGUCCUCUGUGGGGGGCAUGGCCCUGCUGUCCUGCCAGGUUGAAGGAUCCAUGCGGCACAACUUGACCUGGCAUCGAGGGGGUCGUACCAUUUUGGCUCACACGGGGAGGGUGAAGCUGCUCUCGGACUCGCUCCUGCAGAUCAGCGGCGUGCAGAGUCAAGACGCAGGGGAGUACCACUGUGUAGCCAAGAACGCCCACGGACACAGCAGGAUCAGCGUGUGGCUUCUUGUUCCAGAGGCUCCUGCUGUGGUAGUUCGCCCACAGAGCAAAGCUUUCUCCCGAAGGGAUGACAUCCGCCUCGUCUGCUCAGCGUCCGGUUCCCCUCCUCCUCAGCUCUUCUGGAGCCAUGGAAACACGUUCCUCACUAAUCGUCCGAGAUUUAGUGUAAACAAGGAUGGAGUUCUGACCAUUCGGGGGGCCCUCCCAGAGGAUGCUGGGAACUACACAUGCGUGGCAAGGAAUGAGGCUGGAAUGGCCUCCCAGUCUGUGUCACUCACUUAUGCAGAGGCACCAAGAAUCACAAUAGUACAGCAGGUUGUUCUUGUAGCUGUGGGAGGUGAUGCUACUCUGGAAUGCCAAGCCACAGGCAUCCCCCCUCCCUUGGUUCAGUGGUACAAAGGUGAUCUUGAGGUGGGCUCUGCUCCUUUUGUUGAACAGGAUGUACACCGUGGUAUUCUGCACAUUCGAGGGGUCCAGGAGAUCGAUUCUGGACAGUACACCUGUGUGGCCAGCAGCUCUGCUGGAUCCUCCUCUGGCUCUGUCAACCUGGAGAUUGGAGCAGGCCCAUUGUUCUCUGAGGCACCAGGAAGCGUGACGGCAAAUGUUGGGGAGAAUAUCACACUGCCCUGUGCUGCCCAAGGUUUUCCACCUCCAUCAGUGACCUGGUACAGUCAGGAUGGAAGACAGAUUCUUCCAAAGACAAGAAGCCACAGCAGAAUAAUGCAACUGGAGAACGGACAUCUUGAAAUCCUCAGUGUCUGGUUGGAUGAUGAAGGACUAUACAUCUGUGAGGCGACAAAUCAGUUUGGAACCAUCAAAACGGAGGCCAGAGUUAGUGUUACUGGACUGGAGCCUCCUCUCUUGGCACAAGGUGCCCAAGUCAUCACCACUGGAAUUGGUCAGUCACUCAGUAUUCCUUGCAUGCUGUUGGAUGGAAUACCUCUUCCCGAAAGACACUGGUCCCGGAAUGGAAAUCCUGUUCAUCUGAAUGAGAGAAUGUUCCUGAGGAGUGAUGGCAGCCUUUAUAUUGAAAGAGCAGCCCCAGAGGAUGCUGGGAAGUACAUUUGCACCGCAGUGAAUGUCGCAGGAUCCGUGAACAUCUCUGUUAGCCUGGAGGUUCAUGUGCCCCCUGAGAUCAAUGCUGGUCCAUACCACUACAUAGCCAACGAGGGCGUAGAGAUCACACUAUCAUGUGAGGCCAGCGGAGUUCCUGAGCCAACUGUUGUCUGGUCCAAGGGGAGGAAGGCAUUGCCAGUGGACCGUCACUCUCUCCAGUCUGGCCCCAGUGGACACCUUCACAUCAUCCACCCCACCGCUGAGGAUGCAGGAAUCUAUGUAUGCACUGCAACCAGUCCUGUGGGCUAUGCCAGUCGAGAGAUCCAGCUCAGCAUCAACACAAUGCCGAAGAUAAUGGGUGUGAGUGGUCAUGACAACACAGUGCAGAUGGCUGCUGAGGUGGGGACAGAGGUUGUCCUACCUUGUGAGGCUCAAGGAAAUCCUUCUCCUCUUGUGAAAUGGAGCCGAAAUGGGCAUCCAAUCCCCCCUAUCACAGCUGGGUUCACCAUUUUGCCUUCAGGCUCUCUGAGGAUCACCGAUGUUCGUCUGCUUGAUAGUAAAUUGUACACUUGCACCGCAGAGAAUCCAGCAGGCAAUGCGUCCCUAAGCUACGAUUUACACGUUCAAGCUAAGCCACGGAUCCAGCCUGCUCCUUCCCUCCUAAAGGCUCUGAAAGGUCAAACAGUGACUCUGCCCUGUGUGGUCCAGGGGGAACCAAGCCCUAAAGUCAUCUGGUUUCACAAUGGACAUCCUGUUGGAGACAGGAACUCCACGGCCCUCAGGAUCCAGCAGGUCAACUUGUCCGACCAGGGGCACCUACCGGGUGUGGCUAAGAACAGCGCUGGACAGGAAUCCUUGGAGAUCAAACUGGAAAUUCUUGAAGCGCCUUUCUUUGCUGAGUCUGGAGACGCCAUCGUGGAGAAAGUAGCAAACAGCAAGGUCGUCAUUCCUUGUCCCGCUGAAGGUUCGCCUCCUCCCAAAGUGCGCUGGUUCAAGAAUGGCCUGGAGAUGUAUCCGGAGCAGUCCCAGUUUUCUGUAGCGAAUGGGGGAUCGCUUGUGAUUAGUGCUGCAUCAGCAGGCCACAGUGGUGACUUCAAGUGUGUGGCCACCAAUGAAGCAGGAUCUGUUGAGAGAAAGACCAGGCUGAAAGUCAACAUUCCUCCAGAGAUCCAAGAUGAUGGCCAGCCUGAGAACCUGACCGUCACCUUGAAGCAGCCUCUCACGCUCGGCUGUGAUGCCUUUGGCAUUCCCUCUCCAUCAAUCACCUGGACGAAAGACAGACAUCCUGUGGAGACUCCUGGAAUAUACAUGCAGAAUGGUCAAAGGCUUCUCAGGAUCUACAGAGUACAGCCAGAACACGCAGGACUGUUUACCUGCACGGCUCAGAACUCAGCCGGAGAGGCUCGGAGACAUUAUCACGUAGUGGUGCAAGCUCCACCUGUGAUCUCAGGAACAACCCGGCUACAGGAGGUAACGGUGGUUCUGGGAGAGGAGGUGGACUUCCAGUGUCGGGUCAGCGGGCGACCAGCACCCAGAGUGGAAUGGAGCCGUGACGGAGAGGUUCUGUCCCCCGAUGGAGACCCACAUGUGGAGUUUCUGGAAGAUGGUCAAGUGUUAAAGGUGAAGACAAUCAGACUGAGAGAUCAGGGGCUUUACCAAUGCCUGGCUAGAAACAAUGCCGGAACUCAGACUCGACACUUCAGACUCAUUGUGCAAGCCCCGCCCACCAUCAGGGGCCCCAGUGGGACCUCGGAGGUGUCUGUUGUCCUUGGAUUCCCUACAGUCCUGCCUUGUGAUAUUGAUGGCUCUCCAGCACCCAGUAUCACCUGGCUGAAGGACAAUCAGCCCAUUGUAUCAAGUCCCGAGAUGACGUACACUCGUGGUGGGCAAGCUUUACGACUAGGGUCAGCCCAGGGAGACAGCACCGGCCUUUAUACAUGCCGGGCCACUAAUCCGGCCGGUACCGUCCUCAAACACUACUCUCUCAGUGUCCUCGUCCCUCCACAGAUAGAAGGUGACUCUUCAUUCCUGUCAUCUGGUCAUUAUGAAGAGAAAGUACGCAUCAAUGGGACUUUAACCAUUUCCUGCUUGGCCAAAGGGUUCCCUGAGCCCAAGAUUCAGUGGUUCAAAGACGGACAGUUGCUGACUGGAAAGACCCACACUGGUAUUCAGGAUAGUGGUCACCUCCUCUACAUAGAGAAUGCCAUGCUGUCACAUGAGGGGCAGUACACCUGUGUGGUCACCAACUCUGCAGGAGAAGACAAGAGAGAUUUUCAUGUCAGCAUUCAGAUUCCUCCCGUCUUCCACCGGGCGACUAACAGAGAAGCAGCCUGGAGUCUAAAUGAGGAGGAUAAUGACGAUGAUGACAAUGAGGACAUGACUCAAAAGAGAGAGGUUGUCCUCGGCCACCCUAUCAGCCUUUCCUGUGAGAGUAACGCCAUCCCGCCGCCCACCCUGAGCUGGUACAAAGAGGGACAGAAGCUCAGUGCUGCCGAUGGAGUGGUUCUACAUCCAGGUGGACAAGUGCUACAAAUCCCUCGGGUACGGAAAGAAGAUGCUGGAAAGUUUACAUGUGAGGCAGUGAAUGAAGCAGGACAAGACCACAUGCACUUUGAACUGGAGGUUCUGGUCCCUCCUCUGAUUACUGGGCCUUCAGUGGAGUUUAUGGAGGAAAUGGGAGCAGUGGUCAACAGCACAGUGAUCCUCCACUGUGUUGCGACUGGACACCCGGCGCCAGUCAUCUCCUGGAUGAGGGAUGAGCAGCCGGUGCACACAGACGCACAACACCACAUCAGCGAGGAUGGAACUCAGCUCCAGAUCGUGAGCGUGCAGGUCUCAGACAUGGCUGCCUACCUGUGUGUAGCUGAGAACAAGGUGGGGACUGUGGAGAAACUCUUCAGUUUGAAAGUGCAAGUGCCUCCAAGCAUCAUUGGCCAAAAGGAGGAGGAUGUCCGUGUAAUUGAAGGCCACAUGGUAUCAUUGGUGUGUGACGUCCAGGCAUACCCUGCUCCUGAGAUCACCUGGACCAGAGAUGGUCAACUCCUCAAGUUCAGCACCAGUCUCCAUAUUCUGCCAGGUGGCCAUAUGCUGCAGUUGCCACGAGCUACGGUGGACGAUGCAGGACAGUAUGUGUGCACAGCCACUAACUCAGCUGGUCAGGAUCAGAAGAGCAUUCUUCUCAGUGUUUAUGUCCCGCCCACGCUGAAACCCCGACUCAUCCCCGAGUCAGACCUGUUGACCCCUCAGGUCGGCUCCACCGUCAGUCUGCGGUGUGAGGCCCACGGAGUUCCUGAGCCCGAUGUCACAUGGUACAAGAAUGGACUGCAGCUGGUUCCAGGGAAUGGACUGAAGAUGACUCAUCACCAGUUGGAGAUCACAGGAGUUCAGACAGCAGAUGGUGGGACCUACACCUGCAAAGUUUCCAACCUGGCUGGACAGGUGGAUCGGACAUUCCGGUUGAUCAUUCACGUACUACCUGUUGUGGAAGGGCCUUCCCAGGAGUUCUUAAAUCACACUCUAGGAUCCCACGUGACCCUUCUGUGUGAGACCUCUGGAGUCCCUGUGCCCAGCAUCACUUGGCUAAAAGAUGGAACCCCUAUUGAGAGCAGCCUUCAGUGGCAAUGGUCCAUCCGGGGUACCAGGCUGGAUCUGGGGCCUCUGACUCUGUCCCAUGCUGGUACAUACACCUGCGUGGCCAAGAACAAUGAGGGACAAACACAGAAAGAUUACACACUUUCAGUGCAAGUGCCCCCUACCAUCCUGGAUGCCGAACACUCCUCUGAUCUAAGUGCACUCAUCGGAGAUGAGAUCAUCCUUGAGUGCCGGGCAACCGGAGUUCCCCAACCUCGUCUGAGCUGGCUAAAAGAUGGAGUGACUUUAGAGGGCUCAGACGUGAAUAACAUUGACAUCACCCCAGAUGGCAGCACCCUGACCUUGCUCAGACUGAGUCCAAGGGAUUCUGGGACAUACACCUGUUUGGCUGUCAGCCCGGCGGGCCAGGAGAGCAAGAUCUACUCUCUCUUUGUACUUGCCCCACCAUCCAUUUCUGGUGAGACCACUGUCCCAAGAGAGGUGCAGACCAUGGAGGACAGCUCUUUGACUCUGGAGUGCCAGGCAACGGGAAGCCCUCCACCCCAGAUCAGCUGGCUGAAGAAUGGGCAUCCUCUGCACCUCUCCUCACGGAAACGCCUCCUCUCUGGUGACUCUGUGCUGUGGAUUUCUCCUGUGCAGCUGUCUGAUGCCGGGGUUUACACAUGUGUGGCACGCAGUCGAGCUGGACUAGCUGAGCUCAACUACGACGUCCAGGUCCAAGUGCCCCCUGCUGUGGAUCACAUUGAACUAGUGGAGCCAGUCACCGUAGUUCAGGGGUCGUUGGUGACACUGACUUGCGAGGCUCGUGGUGUUCCGCCUCCUGCACUGACAUGGAUGAAGGACGGUCAGCCGCUGUCUCUUCAUCGCAACCUGCUUCUGGAAGGACAAGAGACGCGGUUACAACUUCCUGAUGUGGCGCCUUCAGACGCAGGCCUCUACAGCUGCGUGGCGAGUAACCAGGCUGGAAGCAGCACCAAGAGCUUCAACCUCACUGUACUCGAGCCACCGAAGAUAUCCAGCUGGAGCUCACCAGAAGAGCUCAUCCUAGCUGUUAACAGCCCACUGGAGCUGAAGUGUUCUGCUGUGGGAACCCCACCUCCCACCCUCAGCUGGCUCAAGGAUGGCCGUCCCUUAGAGGAUUCUGACAUUGUUCAAGAGGAUGGACACUUUGUCAGAAUUAGUAAGGUUCAGGUCCAUGAUGCAGGUCUUUAUACCUGCUUGGCCAGCAGCCCAGCAGGAGAGGAUGGAAAAAACUACUGGGUCCGAGUCCAAGUCCCCCCAACCCUCCUCAGCUCAGGUGAUGUGAGGAUAGUGACGGUGCCAGUAACUGGACAUCUGACAUUGGAAUGUCUGGCUGAUAGUGACCCUCCUCCUGAUAUAGAGUGGUACAAAGAUGAGGUCAAACUACAGCUGAGUGGUCGUAUCCAACGCCUGGCAGGAGGUCAAUACCUGGAGGUUCAGGAAGUCAAGCCCGAGGAUAGCGGUCAAUACAGCUGUGUGGUCACCAACAUGGCUGGAAGUACCAGUCUGGGUUUCACUGUGGAGAUUCUUUUGCCACCUGUGAUAAAGGAGACCAGCUCAGUGGUGACAGCACGCGUUGGCCAGGAUGCAGUUUUAUCUUGUGAAGUUGAAGAUGAACCAUCUCCUACGGUCUUGUGGAGGAAAGAUGGUUUCCCCGUGACUCAGGAUAACAAUAAGUACACUGCUUUAUCAAAGGGGUCAUUGCAAGUACAUAAUGUUCAGUUGAGAGACGCUGGUCGAUACUACUGCACUGCAUCCAACCAGGCUGGCUCUGAUCACCGCGGAAUGGAUCUUCGAGUGUUUGUGGGCCCUACAAUUAGUCCAGGUCCAUUCAAUGUGACAGUAACUAUGGGGGUUAGAGCUGUGCUAAGCUGCGAGACCACAGGUAUACCGCCACCCAAAGUAUCUUGGAAAAGAAAUGGGACUCCACUUCAUAUCACCCAGCAGUCUGGUGCAUACAGGUUAUUGUCUUCUGGGUCUCUGGUCCUUUUGUCACCGUCCACUGAGGAUGAAGGAUAUUUUGAAUGUACUGCUGUAAAUGAUGUUGGAGAAGAGCGCCGGGUGAUUGAAGUCAUUAUGCAGGUUCCACCGUCUAUUGAAGACGAUGUCACCACAGUCACGGCUGUGAAAAUGUCUUCUGUAGCAUUGCCUUGUCGUGUACAAGGACUGCCACGGCCCAUUGUCACUUGGACAAAGGGGGGAAACAAAGUGGGCUUGAGAGGUGGAAGCUACCGUGUCCUUCCCACUGGGUUAUUGGAGAUAAAAGCUGUUCUUCCAAGUCACGCUGGCAGGUACACUUGUUCAGCCCGCAACCCAGCUGGAGUGGCUCAUAAACAUGUCUCUCUCACAGUGCACGUGCCCCCAGAGAUUACACCAAUGGCAGAAGAAGUGCAAGUGUUGUUACAUCAUAGGACUGUUCUACCCUGUGAAGUUCGAGGCUUCCCGAAACCAUCGAUCACCUGGCAAAGAGAGGGAGUUCCUAUAGCAACAGGUCACAGGUUGGCUGUGCUCUCAAAUGGAGCAUUAGUGUUUUCUCGUGUCACGCUUGGUGAUGCAGGUACCUACCAGUGUCUGGCACAGAAUGAAGCUGGCGUAUCUGUGGGCAGGACUAAACUUGUCCUUCAAGUUCCACCGGUGUUAAGUGUGCCUCGUAUGGAGUACACCGCUGUGCUAAACCAGCCAGUUAGUCUGGAGUGCACAGCUGAUGGGCAGCCCCAACCGGAGGUUACUUGGCAACGGGAGAGGAGGCCUGUGGUUGAAGGUGCUCAUGUGCGUAUCUUUGCCAAUGGAACUCUGUCAAUUACAUCUACGCAACGCAGUGAUGGAGGGCUGUACACAUGUACUGCCAAAAAUAUUGCCGGCAGAGCCAGCCACGACAUAAGACUGAUAAUCCAAGUCCCACCCAUCAUUCCUGCUGGACAAAGAGAGCUGUCAGUGAUCCAAGGGUUUCAGGCACUGCUGCCCUGUGUCGUCCAGGGUUCACCAAACCCCAUGAUAUCAUGGGAGAAGGAUGGAGUAGUUGUGCCCAGCCUUCCUGGCAAAUUCACAGUACUGCGAUCAGGGGAGCUGAUUAUUGAGCGGGCUGAGCCAGGGGAUGCUGGUGUGUUCACGUGUGUGGCCACUAAUGCAGCAGGUUCCGCAAGACAAGACAUCCGUCUGUCCAUCAACAUGAGACCGGCCUUUAAGGAGCUGCCAGGUGAUGCAACCCUGAACAAAGGACAGACUUUGGUUUUGUCCUGCCAUGCUCAAGGGACACCUGCUCCUGUCAUCUCCUGGACUGUCAACAACAGCCCCUACACAGGUACCACCAUAGAUGAAGCAGGCAGAAGCUCUGUCAUCAUUGAGAAUGUGACACUGAGUGAUGCUGGGACAUACAUGUGUGUCGCAGAAAACAGUGUGGGCUCUGUCCGAGUGCUCUCAUUUGUUCGUGUCAGAGAGCCUCCUGUGCUGAAAGGUGAAGCCCACAUGUCUCAGACAGUCCUUCAGGGUGGCACUGUACUACUUGACUGUCCAGUCCAUGGAGACCCCAGUCCUGUCCUCCGCUGGCUUCACAAUGGAAAAUCACUUCUCCACUCCCACAGAAUGCAAACACUUCAUAAUGGUUCCUUAGUUAUAUACAGCUUCAGGGCUGAAGAUGGUGGCAAGUACCAGUGUGUGGCUGAGAGUGAAGCUGGGACCACAGAGAGGAUCAUUACUGUUAAAGUUCAGAUAAAUGGAGGUUACUCUAACUGGGAGGCCUGGGGUCCAUGUAGUAGAACCUGCGGACAAGGAUUCCAAGAACGAAUCAGAAUAUGCAACAACCCAGAACCAUCCAAUGGUGGGCGGCCAUGCAGUGAGCCCAGCACUGACUCCCGGACAUGUCAAGCAGGUCUCUGUCCAGGUGAAGCUCCUCGUAAGACAAGGGGCAGCCUAAUAGGCAUGGUGAAUGACAGGGAGUUUGGUGUUUCCAUUCUGGAGGCAAACAUUACAGACAACUUGGAAGAUGAGAGCAGCACCCUGCAAGCUCGCCUGGAUAACAUCCCCCCAACUGUAGGCCCUUUGCUGCGUGUCCUGGUGUCUGUGUUGGCCCCCAUCUACUGGACCACUGUGCUGCAGAGCGGAGAAACCAGGAAUGGCUACACCUUUACCCAGGGCCAGUUCAGACAGGAGUCCCAGCUGGAGUUUGAAACUGGGGAGAUCCUGCGUUUGACUCAUGUCGUCAGGGGUGUGGACUCUGAUGAAGUUUUAUUAAUUGACAUUGUGAUAAACGGUUUUGUCCCUCCUUCACUCUCCACUUCUCAUCUGAGUUUGCAGGACUUUGAUGAGUCAUAUUUGCAGACGAGCCACGGGCAGCUGUACUCGUGGUCGUCUCAGACCCACCACAGAGGAGGAAAGCCCAUGGUGCUCCGCUGUAACCACACCAUUAUUUACGAGGGCCAGGGACUGCGCCAGGGGCCUCUGCUCCAACUCCUGAAAAUCUCAGGGAUGAACAGCAUCUACAGCAUAUUUACGCUCACUUUGGAUUUCCACGUCACUGCCAGCCUCCUCAUACCAGAUGGUUAUGGAGAGACGUGCCCUCAAGGGUUCAUUCUUGAUGAAGCCUCGUUCUGUGCAGAUGAAGAUGAAUGUGCACUCCAGUCUCCUUGCUCUCACUUGUGUAAUAACAUCAUGGGAGGAUUUUCCUGCGCCUGCCCCUCUGGCUUCACCAUAUCCACAGAGACAAACACAUGCCAAGAUAUUGAUGAGUGUGCCCAGGGUUCACACAUGUGCCACUACAACCAGCAGUGUGUAAACACAGUGGGAACGUAUCACUGCCAGGCCAAGUGUGGUGCAGGAUUUAAGCCCAGUGUCACAGGAACCAGCUGCGAAGAUGUGGAUGAGUGCCAGGAGUCUGCUCUCUCCCCGUGCCAACAUCAGUGUCUCAAUACUCUGGGCUCUUAUCGCUGUAUCUGCCACCCUGGGUACCAGCUGUCAGGACAUCGCUGCCUUGACAUCAAUGAGUGCUUGAAAAACGUGUGCCCGGCUCACCAGCAGUGUCGUAACACAGAGGGAGGAUACCAGUGUUUUGACAGCUGUCCAGCUGGCAUGACCACAGCAGAGAAUGGCGCCUGUAUUGAUAUUGAUGAGUGUCAGGAUGGGAGCCACAUGUGUCGGUACACUCAGAUCUGUCAGAACACAAUUGGAGGUUACGGCUGUGUCUGUCCCAGAGGUUACAGAUCCCAGGGCGUGGGUCUCCCGUGUCUGGAUAUCGAUGAAUGCCUGCAGACGCCAAACCCCUGUGCCUACCAGUGCCGCAAUGUGCCAGGCAGCUUCAGGUGCCUGUGUCCUCCUGGUACUACGCUGCUUGGAGAUGGACGCUCCUGUGCAGGGUUGGAAAGAAGACAUACCUUUAGGAAUGGGACCACCAGAGUCAGGGCAAGACUGCGCCCACAACUGGUGUCAUCUGUAGGUCGGCCAAUCCUUUCCCGCACUCAUGGAGUGUCACGCACCACCAGACAGAGUUGUCCUGCAGGAUACACCAGCAGAGAGGGCACAUGUGUUGAUGUGGACGAAUGUCUGCUCAGGAAGCCAUGCCAACACGAGUGCCGUAACACCAUCGGCAGUUUCCAGUGCCUUUGCCCCCCAGGUUACCAGCUCUUACCCAAUGGCAGAAUCUGUAAAGACAUCGAUGAGUGUGUAGUACAAGGCAUUCAAUGUGGAUACAAUCAGAUGUGUUUCAAUACACGAGGAGGGUACCAGUGCCUGGAUACACCUUGUCCUGCAUCCUAUCAAAGAGGAGGAAGCCCCGGGACAUGUUACAGGCCCUGUUCUCUGGACUGUGCCACUGGAGACUCUCCGCUGCUCCUCCAGUAUAAGCUCCUCACUCUGCCUUCUGGCAUUCCAGCCAAUCAUAAUGUGGUACGACUAUCGGCCUUCUCGGAAUCAGGGGUCCUGCAGGAACGUACAUCAUUUGCUAUACUUGAACAGGAAGAGCAGAUAGGUGUGAAUGGACAGGUGUUUGGCAUCAGAGACGAGGCAGGCAGAGGAAUCAUUUUUACCCUUCAGGUUCUGGACAGACCUGGACUAGUAAGACUCAAAGUCCAGGCAACAACCGUCUCGACGCAAGGCCGCAUUACCUACCGGAGCAUCUUCAUCAUUUACAUCUCCAUCUCAACAUACCCCUACUGAGCUCCUGUGCUGUGUCACGACUGUCUACACCCCUCAGUGGCCUCUGGAGCUCACAUGCCUUGCAAAUGCUGAGCUCAGUUCGAAUAUAAAGACUAAACAUGGAGAGGAUAUGUCAGGGAAUUUAAUUAAUGAGGAAUCCCAAUGUGUGUAUAGUGGGACAUGAAUAAAAAAGUCUAUUUUAAUAUUCAGUAGGUUUUGUUGAGUAUAUUCUCAAAUGCAGCCUCAGUGUUGAAGAAGUCUAAUCGGAUAAGCCAAUAUGAACAAAAUCUUUUUUCAGUUUGUUCUCUAUAUACCCAACUUGGUGAAACAUGCCGAGAGUGCAUUUUUAGAUAAACAUCAUGGACAUCAUGCAUCAUAAUAUGACAAUAUUAGGCUUUCAACUACUUUUUCAGUUGUUUCUGUUUAACUUUUUCUCAGAAAGAUUAAUUGUGCAAGAUACAUCUUUAAUUAAAAAAAAAAAGAUUUGGUGCUUUAGCUGCAAAUUCAUUGUCCUCUUGGAAUAGCCAAAUUUUGUUUUUGGAAGUAGUUUUUUUGAAUUCUGAAAUAAACUUCCUUCUUCAUUAUUCCAUUCACUUUAUGCAAUGCACCAGUUCCAUGGGCAGCAAAGCAGCCCCAGAGCAUGAUGCUGCCACUACUGGUACACUUUUUGGAGGAGCUGAAUGCCUCACUUUUAAGUUGGCAAACAAUUCAAUCUGUGUCUCGUAAGUAAGUCCCUUCGGCUGCUCCCUUGUUUUGCACUCAAGAUCACCACAGCAAAUCCAAGGUGAAUCUGCAUGUUGAAUUGGAACAGGUUUUUAUAUCAGAUACCCUUCCCAACACAACUCCAGGUUCUUGGUUCCAAACUCGUUCCGACAGUUUGUGCAUGUGGUCAUCUAAAAACUUCAGUCGAGUUUGUAUGUUGUACAACCAUUUUGCCCCAGUAAAACAACAGCGCAAAAAAAAAAAAAAAAAUAAAAAAAAAUAAUGAAAGCCAAAUAUUGCCAUGAUGUUCAUGUCUACGGUGUAUGUAUGUAAACCUAUGACCACAACUAUAUAUAGUAUUGUACAUGUAUUGAAUUUGUCAAGCAAUGAAAGUAUUUGCUUUCUUUUUGAAACUAUAAACCAAAAUCUUUCUACAAUUUAGUAAGAGUAUUUCUUAGUGUCAAAUGUUGAUUUUUUUUUUUUUGUAUUCUUACAUUGAAGUGUUUACAACCUACAUGCAGAUGCCUGACUAUUAUAGCUUUCUUUCAACAAAAAUGAUUAUUGUGUUGCCUAACAUUUGCUCCAUACCAGUUUUUGACACCGUUUUAAUUUAUUUAAGUCACCCAAACGAACCACAGUGUUUCAUCUAUUAAAAAUCCAUAGGCAAAGUAUUGAAAAACCCUUUAACAACCUUUUGUAACAGUGUCUCUACACUAUUUAUGUUGAGAUAAAUGUUUUUUUUUAUACUCUGGCAAAUAUUUUAUUUUGUAUAAAAGCUUAAAGGUGCUGUUAUGUACUUGAUUUAAUGUCAGUCUUCAACAAACUGAUGCAAAAUGACAAAUGUAUUAUGUGAAUCAAAAUUUAAUACUUCCAGUUGAAAUGAAAAGUUUGACUGUAGUCACA
Thalassophryne amazonica is the source of this 14498-nucleotide messenger RNA. RefSeq names its product hemicentin 2 (gene hmcn2). The record is from RefSeq and is a predicted model, not a curated record. Gene Ontology annotation, biological process: cell adhesion; axon guidance. Gene Ontology annotation, cellular component: plasma membrane. Gene Ontology annotation, molecular function: calcium ion binding; protein binding. NCBI's taxonomy places the organism in Eukaryota, Metazoa, Chordata, Actinopteri, Batrachoidiformes, Batrachoididae.